UCUCAGCCAUUGUCAUCACACUGCUAUAUUUAAGGCCCAUGCAAGCUCCAGGAUCACAUUCUUCUCCCGGUCCCCGCUGAGUCUGGGGCAAGAAGAAGCCAAGGACCCUCUCAUCCUCUGGAAUCGUCCCCCCAGAGCCACCUGAGUGAGCACAGCUGCUUCUGUGAGUCACCUCCAGAGAUCAGGGGAGAGGAGAGAGACCUCCAGACAGUUUUUGCUCUCGCAGCCAUGACUCUGCCUCACAGCCCGGGAGGUGUGGGGGAGCCCCGGCCCCCGCAGGCCGUGCAAGUGCACCGGCGGGAGCAUCGCCGGGAGGAGGAGCAGAAGGAGGAGCGGCAGCACAGCCUGCAGAUGGAUUCCUCGACGCGGAGACGGACCUUCCGCAGCAGCGAGGAAGAGUACCAGUUCAGCGCUGCAGACUACGCCCUCGCGGCAGCCUUGGCUCUGACAGCCUCCUCAGAGACAACAUGGGAGGCCCAGCUGAGGCGCCAGACCAGCGCUGUGGAGCUGGAGGAGCGGGGGCAGAAGCGGGUGGGCUUCGGCAAUGACUGGGAGAGGACAGAGAUCGCCUUCCUACGGACCCAGUGGCUGCUGCGCCAGAGACGAGACCGGAAGGCGCUGAGACGGCGGACAGAGGAGAAGGUCCGGGAGGCCAAGGAGCUGCGGGAGCUGUGUUCCGGCCGUGGGCCCUGGUUCUGGAUCCCUCUGCGCUCGCACGCGGUCUGGGAGCACACCACGGUCCUGCUGACCUGUACCGUGCAGGGUUCGCCUCCACCCCAGGUCACCUGGUACAAAAAUGACAUGAGAAUUGAUCCCCGCCUCUUUCCUGCCGGCAAGUAUCGAAUCACCAACAACUAUGGACUGCUGACACUGGAGAUCAGGAGAUGCACCGUUGAGGAUGCAGCCACCUACACGGUGAAGGUCAAGAACGCCUACGGCCAGGCUUCCUCCUUUGCCAAAGUCCUUGUCCGCACUUACCUGGGGAAGGAUGCUGGCUUCGAUUCGGAGAUGUAUAAAAGACUGAUGUUUGGCCCCAGCGUGGAGUUCACAUCAGUGCUGAAGCCGGUCUUCGCCCGGGAGAAGGAAACCUUCUCCCUGAACUGCCUAUUUUCGGAAGAUGUGCUGGACGCCGAGCAGAACAUCCAGUGGUUCCGAGACGGGAGGCUGCUGAGGUCCUCCGGUCGCCGGCAGAUCCUCUACUCUGACCGCCAGGCAGUCCUGAAGGUGGCCUGCGCCUACAAGGAGGAUGAGGGCCUCUAUACGAUCCAGGUGCCUUCGCCCUUUGGGCUCCGGGAGCAGAGCGCCUAUGUGUUUGUGAGAGAUGCUGCAGCCGAGAAGCCAGGGGUCCCAGGCUCCCCCUUGAACGUUCGAUGCCUGAAUGUGAACAGAGACUGCCUCAUCCUGACCUGGACCCCGCCCAGCGACACCAGGGGCAACCCCAUCACCGGCUACUCCAUCGAGCUGUGCCAGGGAGAGUCCGAGGAAUGGGUGCCAUGCCACCAGGCUCCCGGUGGGACCUGUCGGUGCCCAAUCCAAGGCCUCAUCGAAGGCCAGAGCUACCGGUUCCGGGUGAGAGCCCUCAACAGAGCAGGCAGCAGCGUCCCCUCCAAGGCUUCUGAGCCGGUUGUCAUGGGCGACCGCGACGAAGCUCAGAGGAAGACAGAGAUCCCCUUUGAUAUGGGAAAAACCAUCACGGUCAGCACAGAUGACUUUGACGACUUUGUGACCAUCCCCUCACCCCCGACUAAUGUCCAUGCCAGCGAGAUCCGUGAGGCCUACGUGGUUCUGGGCUGGGAGGAGCCAAGACCCCGAGGCAAAGCCCCGCUGACGUACUUCCUGGAGAAGUCGGUCAUAGGUAGUGGCACCUGGGAGGCCAUCAACUCAGAAACUCCUGUGAAAUCCCCAAGAUUCGCCCUUUUGGAUCUGGAGAAAGGGAAGUCGUACGUCUUCAGAGUGCGAGCGAUAAACCAGUACGGCAUGAGCGACCCCUCGGAGCCCAGCGAGCCCAUCGCGUUGAGGGGGAAGCCAGCCACUCUCCCACCUCCAACGCAAGUUCAAGCUUUCCGAGACACACAGACCUCUGUCUCACUGACCUGGGAUCCAGUGAAAGACAGCCCAGAGCUCCUGGGUUAUUACAUCUACUCCCGGGAGGCAGGAUCAUCUGAGUGGCGAACAGUUAACAAUAAACCCAUCCAGGACAGCAGGUUUACAAUUCCCGGGCUAAGGACAGGGAAGGAGUAUGAGUUUUGUAUCAGGUCCGUCAGCGAGGCCGGAGUCGGGGAGAGCUCAGCCAUCACUGAACCCAUCAGGGUCAAGCAGGCUCUGGCUACACCGUCUGCGCCAUAUGACUUCGCCCUCCUGAACUGCGGGAAAAAUGAAAUGGUCAUUGGAUGGAAGCCCCCGAAGCGGCGUGGAGGGGGCAAGAUCCUGGGUUACUUCCUGGACCAGCACGACUCCGAGGAGCUGGACUGGCACGCGGUCAACCAGCAGCCUGUCCCCACCCAGGUUUGCAAGGUCAGCAACCUCCAUGAAGGUCACUUCUAUGAGUUCCGUGCCCGGGCCGUAAACUGGGCAGGUGUGGGCGAGCUGUCGGCACCCAGCAAGCUGUUUGAGUGUAAAGAGUGGACGAUGCCCCAACCAGGGCCCCCGUAUGACCUGCGGGUGUUUGAGGUGCGGGCCACCUCCCUGAUGCUGACGUGGGAGCCCCCUCUCUACCAAGGGGCUGGACCUGUCACAGGCUACCGCAUCAGUUUCCAGGAGGAAGGCUCUGAGGAGUGGAAGCCAGUCACUCCAGACCUCAUCUCUGGCACCCACCUGAGGAUUUCCAAUUUGCAGCCGGGGAAGACCUACAUGUUCCAAGUACAGGCUGUGAACUCAGCGGGCCCAGGGCAGCCAUCCAUGCCCACCGACCCAGUACUCCUGGAAGACAAGCCAGAUGCCCGGGAGAUCGAGGUUGGUGUGGAUGACGAGGGCUUUAUCUACAUGGCUUUUGAAGCCCCAGAGGCCCCCGACUCUGCCGAGUUUCAGUGGUCCAAGGACUACAAGGGCCCACCGGACCCAGAGAGGGUCAAGGUCAAGGAGGAGGCUAACAAAUCCAAGAUCAUCCUGAAAGAUCCCGGCCUCGAGGAUUUGGGCACCUACUCGGUGGUGGUCACAGAUGCUGACGAAGACAUCUCAGCAAGCCACACGCUGACGGAGGAUGAGCUGAACAAGCUGAAGAAGUUGAGCCAUGAGAUCAGAAACCCAGUGAUCAAGCUGAUCUCCGGCUGGAACGUUGAAAUCCUUGAGCAAGGAGAGGUGCGGCUUUGGCUGGAAGUGGAAAAGUUGUCUCCAGCGGCUGAGCUGCAUCUAAUCUUCAACGAGAAGGAAAUCUUCAGCUCACCGAACCGCAAAAUCAAUUUCGUCCGAGAGAAGGGCCUGGUGGAAGUCAUCAUCCAGCCCUUGACCGAGGACGACAAAGGGUCGUACACUGCCCAGCUCCAAGACGGAAAAGCCAAGAAUCAGAUCACUCUGGCGCUGGUGGACGACGAGUUCGACAAACUUCUCAGGGCGGCAGAUGCUAAGAGAAGAGACUGGAAGAGAAAACAGGGUCCGUAUUUCGUGGAGCCUUUGCAGUGGAAGGUCACGGACGACUGCCAAGUGCUGCUGACCUGCAAGGUGACCAAUACCAAGAAAGAAACCCGCUUCCAGUGGUUCUUCCAGAAGAGAGAGUUCCCAGCUGGUCAGUAUGACCCGCAGACUGGAGCAGGGCUUCUCUGCAUCGAAGAGCUGUCCAAAGAGGACCAGGGUGUUUACAGAGCCGAGGUUUCCGACGAUCGAGGGGAGGACGAUACCAUCCUGGACCUCAGAGAUGAAGCCCUGGAUGCCAUCUUCACUGAGCUGGGCAGGAUCGGUGCUCUCUCUGCGACCCCACUGAAAAUCCAGGGGACGGAGGAAGGGAUCCGGCUCUUCAGCAAGGUCAAGUAUUACAACGUGAAGUACAUGAAGACCACUUGGUUCCACAAAGAGAAACGCCUGGAGAGUAGUGAUCGGGUGAGGGCUGGUACCACUCUGGAUGAGAUCUGGCUCCAUAUCCUGGACCCCAAGGACUCAGACAAGGGCAAAUACAUCCUGGAGAUCACGGCUGGGAAGGAAGUCCGGCAGCUCUCGGCUGAUCUCUCAGGGCAAGCUUUUGAGGAUGCCAUGGCUGAGCACCAGAGACUGAAAGCCCUGGCCAUCAUCGAGAAGAAUCGUGCCAAAGUGGUGAGGGGGCUCCCAGACGUGGCCACAAUCAUGGAAGAUAAGACCCUGUGCCUGACCUGCGUCGUCUCAGGAGAUCCUGCCCCUGAAAUCUAUUGGCUGAAGAACGACCAGCCUGUCACCUUCCUGGACCGCUACCACAUGGAUGUGAAGGGGAUGGAGGUCACCAUCACCAUCGAGAGGGUCAACAGUGAGGACAGCGGGCGCUACGGUGUCUUUGUCAAGAACAAGUACGGGUCUGAGACAGGCCAGGUCACCAUCAGCGUGUUCAAGCAUGGGGAGGAGGAAAAGGUGCUGCAGAUGUGACGGUCGGAUUCAAGCACAGCCUGAGGUCUAGUCUGUGUGGACUAGGAGGGUCAACCAGUGGGUCACAGCCUGGCACAGGCCACAGGGAUGAGACUGGAGGGGAGGGAAAAGGGCAGAACCCAGGGCAUGGGAGUGGGUGGAGUGGACACACCCAAGUGGAGAAGCAAAGAUGGGGUGCUGGGAGGCCUCCAGGAUUGCAGAAUCAGGACUGGACUUGGACUGGAGGAUUUAUGUGCUGGACUGUUUCAACUCUAAACUCUCCGUGAGCCUUGCCUUUUUCAUCUAUCAAAUAGGAAUUCCUACUCCUAGGGAUUCUUUAUGAAAACUCCUUGAAAUCAUAUAUCAGUGGUUCUCAGUGGGAGGCAAUUUUGUCCCCUAGGAAACAGUCGGCAGUCCAAAUUUGGGGUUGUCACAACUGGGGGUGUCCACUGGCGUCUAGUAGAUAGAAGUCAGGAAUGCUGCUAAAUAUAAUAGCUCCCUGCCACGUAGAAUUCAACCUUAAAUGACAACAGUGCUGAGGCUAAUGAGCGCAGCCAUAAAUGGAUAUAUCACAAUACACCUUUUUGAGGAUGCUGUAUUUUCAAUGAAGUUCAGCAAACAUUCAUUUGAAAUCUAGCGUAUGCCAGGCUUGUGGAUGGCACUGGGAGCCCAAAGAUACAUAAUAUGUAGGCCCCACCCUCAAGGGCACCUCAGCCCAGGAGAAGAGACAGACCUGGGUGCAGACAACUCCAGGGCAAGUCAGAUGAUCGGAAUUCUAAAAGGUCCAGAUAAAGUUCCACUGGUGGUCAGAGGAGGGAGGCAGGUGUUCGUCCCAACUAGGGAAGGUGAGCUUUAAAACACCUUCAUGGAACUAGCGGAAUGGGUUGUUAGGUCCUAAAAAAUGAGUGGGAUUUGGUGAUGGUCAUGGGAGGAGAUUUUGGGAGCAGGGGCUGGUGAGAGCAAAGGUGAGGCGUGGAGGUGAUGCCACCUGGGCGGCCUGGGACACCACGUUGCAGAGUUCAGACCUUCAGGACUCCCAGCUCAAGGCCUCUGCCUGGCAGGACACAUACUGGUUGGCCUUGCUUCCCGGACCUCAAAACAGAGCUGAGCAUUUCACCACCCUCCCGUUUCCUUGUUUAAAAUCAGAUGGGGAGGGGAGGGCAUUUAUAAAGUUAGAGAUGUUUGUUGUAAAAUUUUGGAUAACCUUGAAAAUGUGAAGGAGAAAAUAAAACUCAUCUACACUCUCAAUACCAGAACAUAA
Capra hircus (goat) is the source of this 5785-nucleotide messenger RNA. It is a transcript of the gene MYOM3, whose product is annotated as myomesin 3. Bases 229 to 4545 code for a protein of 1438 amino acids. The record is from RefSeq and is a predicted model, not a curated record. Gene Ontology annotation, molecular function: protein binding. The transcript is spliced from 37 exons. NCBI's taxonomy places the organism in Eukaryota, Metazoa, Chordata, Mammalia, Artiodactyla, Bovidae.